This is a messenger RNA of Periophthalmus magnuspinnatus, 8050 nucleotides long. RefSeq names its product ras homolog family member Q (gene rhoq). The transcript has 5 exons. The coding region runs from base 421 to 1044 and encodes 207 amino acids. Lineage: Eukaryota; Metazoa; Chordata; Actinopteri; Gobiiformes; Gobiidae. Gene Ontology annotation, molecular function: GTPase activity; GTP binding. The record is from RefSeq and is a predicted model, not a curated record. Gene Ontology annotation, biological process: small GTPase-mediated signal transduction; cortical actin cytoskeleton organization.
UCUCCCAGCCUCGCUCCCCGCUUGUGUGGAACAGCAGCGGCAGAGUGCGCCAGAAGAGACCGACAGGCGUGGAGCUCUCACCGUGGAACCAGCGCAGACGCACCGGUGACCACGACGGAGGGAUUCUGUCACAAAACACAACCAAAGAACCUACCUAUUAAGAGUAUCACAUGACAUACGGUAAAUAUAGUUUGUUUUAUCGCUGCGGAGAAAAGGGAACAGUUUUACGCACGAAUUUGGAAACUGUAACCGGUGUACGGGAGGAGAUGCAGCAGCAGCAGCAGCUCCAGCCCGACUCUGUGCACACCUCUGCGCGCCUCAAACGCUGCUGAUGCCCACUGUGAAGAGGACUAGAAGGCGGUCGGGAACACAGGGCGUCUGGGGGCGGAUGAUGCGGACUGUGCGCUCGGUAACAUCAUCAUGGCAAACGGAACCGGUACGAUCAUGUUGAAGUGCGUCGUGGUGGGAGACGGUGCAGUGGGCAAAACGUGUCUGCUCAUGAGCUAUGCCAACGACGCCUUCCCGGAGGAGUAUGUGCCAACUGUGUUUGAUCAUUACGCAGUGAGUGUCAACGUUGGAGGGAAGCAGUAUUUAUUGGGGCUAUACGACACAGCCGGUCAGGAAGACUACGACCGCCUUCGUCCACUCUCUUAUCCCAUGACCGAUGUCUUCCUCAUCUGCUUCUCGGUGGUGAACCCAGCCAGUUUCCAGAAUGUUCGAGAGGAGUGGGUCCCAGAGCUGCAGGAGUAUGCACCCAGCGUCCCGUACCUGCUCAUCGGAACCCAGAUCGACCUCCGUGAUGACCCCAAGACGAUCGCCAAACUGAAUGACCUGAAGGAGAAGCCCCUCACCACAGAGCAGGGACAGAAGCUGGCCAAGGAGAUUGGAGCGUGUUGCUACGUGGAGUGUUCUGCUCUGACACAGAAAGGCCUGAAGACUGUAUUUGACGAGGCCAUUAUCGCCAUUUUAACCCCCAAGAGAAAGAAGGGGGCGCUAAAGAGACGACUGGGCCCAAGAUGCAUAAACUGCUGCCUCAUCACGUGAUACAAAACCAACCACAUGAGACCCCAGUGGCCAAAACCUGGACUAAACCAGGUCUGAACGUGGACUAAACCAGGUCUGAACGUGGACUAAACCGGGUCAAGACCUGGACUAAACAGAGUCUGAGCCUGGACUAAACAGAGUCUGAGCCUGGACUAAACAGAGUCUGAGCCUGGACUAAACUGGGUCUGAACUUUGACUAAACCUGGUCUAAAUCUGGACUAAACCUGGACUUAAGACUAAAGGGAUCAUGCACAGACUGGACUGGAUACCGCUGCUGUCCAUGGCCGGGUUUGAAAUGCAGUUUACACCAAAGGAGCACAAAACCCAAGUCUCUUCUUAUCAAAGACUUCUAUGCCUAUUUUAUAACCAUUUUAAAUCAUUUUGUUCCUGUAUAAAGCUGCCAUAUAAAUAGAUAUAUCAUUUAAAAGGGUUCAAGGUGAUGGGUUUUUGAAGUAAGACUAUAUAAAGUAGUUUUGAAUAGGUAAAAGGCAAAGGUUUGGGCAGUCAGCAUAGUCAAAAAAUAAGGGUUUGUGUCCUACAUUUUGUAUGGCUCUUAAACGAUGCAUUAUAGUUGGUUUCGAGUACUACUUUGCCUGGCAAAUCCACAAUUAUACCUCUCUGUAUUUGAUCCAGAGAGAUCAGUCUGGUCACCAGACCCUCCAUCGCACCUUGUGGCCCAACUAAACAUGAUUGUGCAAUCAGAUUUGUUCUUUUGAGUGAAGCAUGUGAAACAAAGGAGCUCUUUGAUCAUCUAUCAUUUACAUACAAAACUCAGUUUAGUUCUUCUCUCACUGAUUCUGCAUAAAUUCAUGAUGUUUUCAGUCCAUUGUGUGUUUUCUUUUUCCUCGUAAGCAGACAUAUUUGCUUUGAUACAAACAGAACAUGCGUUUCCCUGAUUGGCAAAUUGACCCGAUUCACAUCUUCGUAAAAUAUUGAAGAAGUGUGUAUUCUGACAUAGGCAGUACUAUAUCUCCACAAACUGAAAUUGUGUUGGUUUUAAUUGAGCCAAAAUAAAUGGAGAAAGAAAUGGAAACUUACUCUCAAUUUUCCCAUGCAAAUGACUUGCAGUAUUUGAACAAAAGCUAUAUAUCCAUAGUUUGUUGUCAAUGAUGUUGUCUAUUGGAUUGUCUAGCCAUUGGAUUAUAUGGCGCAAAGUCUCUGCUUUACAAUGAGUUAACAUUUAAAAUCCAGAUGCAAUUUGUUACUACGCUGUUAAGUCUGUUAUUUAAAGUCCAUAGCAUUUGCAAUAGUUAAUUAGUUUUAUCCCUCCGUGGUAAGCCCGUGUGGUUGCGUUUAAAUGAGUUUUUUCAUUGCCCAUUGAGCACAGAAUAUAAUUUUUUGUUUACUCACACUAUGCAGUUAUCCAAUUAUAUAUUUGGUCUAGUAGUUACAAUAAUUUACAACCUAUUCACAACUAGGGCUGAGCAGCAUGAUUAAUCACAUUCUUUGUGGUGGCAUUUCUGGUUAAGCGGGAAUCCCAUUCAUUUCAAUGGAGAAUUUGGGAAAAGUUUUGCCCCUAAAAUAUGAUUUAAAGUAGGUUGCUUUGUGUAAAACAUUCUAUGUUCAUGUGCACCAAGAAGUCAACAAUGCAACAAUUCUCUGGGAGACUUUAAAAUGGCUUUGUAGUCCCUAAUAGAACUUUAGCAGCCCCAUGCAAAAUAACAAAACCCAAAUGACAAUGGCGGCACCCAAGGCCAGAAUAAGGUGAAGAGCUCUGCUUCAAAAACCCAGCCACGUUUGAACCAUCAUAUGAGAUUAUUUCAAAGAUAUUUUAAAGGUUUUGUGUACUUUGGAUUUCCGCCACAAGCCUCAUUUCCAGUGGUUCACUUUGGAGUGGUUCAGUAUUGUCUCCACUGUCUAAAGUAAAUUAUACCGCCCUGUUUGAGGGGUUCGGAGAGGACUCUGGAGGGUACUAGCUCCUAGAGGGGCCUAAUGCAGUAUGGAUCGCUUUAGCUAAGGCAUAGCUACAUUAAAAAAAACCUAAAGAUGAUUGGACAAGGAAGAAUGCCAUAUUUCCUUCCACUGAUGACAACAUAUAUGCUGAGCUGAUAUUCUUCGCAAAAAAACCUAGUGCACUACCAUCAGUUGUUAACUGUUUAUCGAUGCACGGCACUCUUGUUUAAAGAUCAAAAAUAUAAUAUGUCCAGUAAUGCAUCUAACAUGAGCCAAACCCAAUUCAUUACAUAAAGAAAGGUUAAAGUGUGGUGUAGAGGUGCAGAGAAGUGAAAUACAUGCAGAAAAAGCCGACGAUAAACCAGAAGUGGUUUUGUUUAUAUGCUAGCUUUAGCCUCAUUACACAGCACCACAAAUUGUGACUAAGCAUCUUUAUGUGAAUUGCCGAAUUCAGGCUUAUAAUUAGAAUAAUUCAAAUACAAUUUAGAUUUUAUUUUUGUUAAGAAAACAUUUGUAUUGUUUGGGUGAUGUCAUUGUGUCACAGAGCAAAGCCCUGCCCCUGGACCCGGAGCUGUGCCCGAGCAUGGAAACACAACUAGGCUGGAGGGAGCAGCACCUGACAGACCCUCUCCAAGGUGGCCCCAAGCAAACCAUACCAAUGGAAAAGAGGCUAAACUGUUAAGCUAAUUUGCACCUCAGUUCAAUCUGUGGCUGUGAUUCAACCCAAACCUGUUCCACUCAAACGGCCUUUUCAUUAUCUGUCGUUCGGGUUUGUUCAAAUUGAUCCUGGGUAAUUGCGUUUGCUUUGUGCAGAAAAUGAAACGAAUCAACAAACAGCGGUCAAAAGCUGGCUCGGCUUCACAGAAGUAACUGCAUAUAGAAAAAUACUACAAUUAUAGCUAUUUAGUAAAGACAAUAGUGCAUUUCAACUCUUUUUUGUUUAAAAUGGCCAAAUAAUGUGUUCCAGAAAAAUGUGUAACCAUAAAAACUACAGAAAAUUAUUGGUUUCCAUGGAACUGUCACAUUUGGAUCACCUAGCAUUCAAAAAAUUUGACAUAACUGAUUAUUCUAGUUAUCUGUUUUUUUACUUGCCAAAUAAAUGUAUCCACUGACAGCUUGCCCCAGGUGCAUUGGUGGGUUUCAGAUCAUUGAAUGUGAUGGUGUCACAUUCCCAGAUGGGGGGCAAGAGCCAGUUUUCCCUAUUAAUCGCAUUGUAAUUUGUCAUUAAAUUUCCAAUACAUAAAUUCACAAUGUUAAACCUGAUCUUUUCUAUUAAUAACUAGACCCCAGAAAUUCCUUUUCUACAACAAAAAUCUGCAUUCUACCAAUAUGAAUUGCACCUGCCCUGUAUUAAAUAUAGGAAGUAGUGAUGGAUGGGUCAAAUGCAGAGGACAGAUCCCCCAAUACAAAGACAAUUAACUGUACACAAAUGAUGCUAAGUUACCAAAACCAAACUAAAAAUUAACUGUAAUCUAAAACAAUGAAACAAAAUCUAUGUCAUGGACUGAUCUAAAGCACUUUUGUGAAGCAGACCCAGUGGUAAAGUUUGAUUUUAAAGCUUGUGUUUGCCUUAUGUCAGAACCCCAUGCAGUGUUUUUAGUGUGGAAUGUGAAAAAUUACUGUAACUAAAGGGUGCUGAAAAUUAAUUAUCCAAAAAUGUAUACAGUUUUGAGGGGUUUUUUUUUAAGAUGAGCCAAUACAUUUCUCACAUAUGCUUUAUUUUGUGUUUUAUCUAUUCUAUUGUUUCAAAAGGGGCAGUGCAGUUUUAAACGUGCACUAUAUAACCUUUCUGGUAGAGAGCACGCUACCUUUGUGUCUCCAAAGAGAUGUUAUUACUUUGCCUGGGAUGUUCUACAGUAUGAUCUUACAAUUAUUUGUCAAGCAUUUAUUAAAUUAUUGGAGUUUCUUUAUUGCAAAAAACGGUGAAACAUUCUAGGAAAAGCAAAACACUCAUGGAGACAUGUGGGGACUUCAGAAAAGUUAUUUUAAACAGAACUAUAGCAAGUUAUAGCUUUCUAGAAUACAGAAUUGUGCAUGAAUUGAAAGGUUGGUGUACCAUACUGCAAAAGCUGCCCUGUCUCUUUAAGAUGUUGAUGAUAUUUUAAAGUUUUUCAUAUCCAAAGAUUUAAAGGCACAGGUCCAUUGUAACAAUUAUACAGACCAAUACUGUAAAACAUUGGCACAACUGAAGCACAGUCCACAAAGCACAUUGAUUCAGCCUCCCUCCAAUGGCCGCUCUCUACAACAACUCCAUUUGAUGCAACUAGUAUUAAUAUUUGGAUCUUUUUUUCUAAGUAAAACUGGUCACCAUCAUAAAUAGCACAAUAUUCAAAUUAUUUUCUGGUGAUAUGCUGUGGAGUUAUGGCUAUAAGAUUGUCAACGAUGCCCUACAAAGCCAAAGUGCAGUUAACUAAAGCUAUAGCUACUAAAACGUUGAAGCUAAGUGGACAGUUUGGAGUGAUUUUUGGUAAUUUUGAGUAAAUACAUUUAUAAAAUUGUACCAAUAAAUAUGUGAAGCUGGAUAUCUUUGGGGAAUAAAAAGUAAUUGUGGAGUCUUAAGAAUCAUGAUUUGGCAGUAAGAGUGAGGCAAAUUUCAAAAUUGCUGUUUUUUGAAGGUAUUAACAUGAAAAAUAACUUAAUAAACCAAACAAAAAAUGUGUUAAUACCUGCUUUAGCACUUUAUAACAAUAUUUUCCAUUAACUCACAAUGAUAUGACAAGCUAAAGACAGAUUGCAAAUCUAUUGUCUUAUUAUUGUUGGGUUUGGGGGUUUAAAAAGGAUAUACAUUUUUGUCAGGACUAUCCAAUGUUAUCUUAUAGUUAAUUGCACUUUGUCUCACAGGGUGAACGAAUGGUGCUCUAGUGGUUUUAUCAUUUAAGCAUAACCUGUGAGGUGAAUGUCCAUACUGUGUAAAUGCUCAUGUGAAAUUCUAUGAUUGUCAAAUGUUCUUUCUGAGCCAAAAAUAGAGAAGAAAUGUGAAUAACAUACUUUCCAAUAUGGCCUUUGUCUGCUAUUUGAAUGUAUAGCCUGUUUUAAAGAUAUAACAUAUGUAAAAAACAUUUCAUAUUGGCUAUAGAUUCCAAUGUUUCCAGCACAUUAUAUACAAGUGAUAAUUUGGGUUUUUCAAAUAGAGUUGCACUUUCAUUAGUAGUAGUAGUAGUAGUAGUAGUAGUAGUAGUAGUAGUAGUAGUAGUAGUAGUAGUAGUAGUAGUAGUAGUAGUAGUAGUAGUAGUAGUAGUAGUAGUAGUAGUAGUAGUAGUAGUAGUAGUAGUAGUAGUAGUAGUAGUAGUAGUAGUAGUAGUAGAAGAAGUGGCAGUAGAAGUAGUAUUCCUCUUUGGGCAAUACUGAGCAGUAGCAGUCUAAAAGUGUAACAGGAAAAUGCACAUGAUACACCCAUUUUACUUGCACUCUGCUAUUUUUGAACACAUUGCUGCUGCUAAACCACAUUCAAAAACACUUUCAGUCCUCAAAACCCAACAAUAUAAAACUAUUACAAAGAAAUCAACCUUUUUAAAUCUCUUCUGCUAUGGUAUAAAUUUAACUAAUCCUAUUGUUUAAUAUCAAUUAACAACACCAAUCAGGCAUAACAUUUUGACAUUAGAUGACAAUUUUAUGGGUUAAACUAGUAGUAGAAGGUUAGGGAAGUAGUUAAUAUGGUUAAAGUUAGGAUCAGUCAAUCUAAUGUCCCUAAAAGGUAUGGAAAUCUAAAACUGCUGCUAUUUCCUGUUGGCAGUGAUCAAUGUCUGUUCUCAGUCAGCAGUAGAUAGUAUUCUGUAUCUUCUAGGUGUUUUAGAGCUGGUUCAGUCUUUGGUUAGAGUGGGUAAGUCCUGGUGCUGGUUCCGAGAGAUGGCUGGUUUGUUACUGUCAUAAUGUCAAGCUUGAUUCACUUAAAUUUAGGUAUCAAACUCUUCUUUUGAAAACCCAAAUUAUUACUUGCUCACUUUAUGAGCACAUUUAAGACACUUUAUGACCAUUAAUACAAGAAGAUUAUAAAAUUAUAUUAUGAUAAAAAGAUUUAUUUCAAAAUAUGCACAAUAUUCAAAUUCACCUGGUCCAAAGAGGCUGCUCUAGUGGCAUUGAAGGAUGGGUCAAAUGGAGAGUUCAUAUUUCCUAUAUAUGGGGAGUCUAGCUUAACCUUAAAAAACAAUUAUAGAUAUAGAUUACUCAAUACUACCCUUUUCACAAUAUAUACUUCAGUUCAAUUCCUAUCAAAAUAAAAGCUCUUCAUGUAUCUAAUGCAUAUUUAUCAGGUUUUAAGUCUUUUUUAAUACUCAAAGGUGCCAAUUCUUCCUAAAUGACUAGUGUUUUGUGUGACAACUUUAAGCUUUAACACUGCGGUGCUCCUACUCUUUUCUUGUGUCUAAAUGCAGGUCUCUUCUGUAACCAUGGGGUAUUGUAAAUUGUUAUAAUACAUCCAUGUUUAUACCUUAUCUGUAUUGGUUGCGUUCACGUUUUAGAAUUUGAUGACUUCGUAACUUCAGAUGAAGAGCAGAGGCAUGUACAACUCUAUGGGAGAUUUACUAAAAGAAGACAUUGAAAGAAAUGUUCAAACCUAUGAUCCACAAAUGUUGAACCUUAUCAUUAUUUGUUUGGGAUUGGCUUCACAAACUUGUCAAGAUGAUGUUACGUUUUUUUUGUCUUUUCAGCUAACAACAAUCAUGUCUUUGGGGUUGAAUAAUGACACCAUUCUGAAGCUCUGUUGAUUUGUCCUGACAGAGAAGAUGCUGAACUUUGUGCCAGUUUUUGUUUCAUGUCGACAUGCCCAGUAAUUUCAGAAAUAUUAACCAUAAACCAGGUCAACAAAUCUGCAGUCUGAGAGUUAAACAGCAGAUUUCACCACAGAAUUCUGACCUGUCCUCCAAGUCAAUAUUAAACUGUAGGUAUUCUACAAUUUUGUGAUAUCACGUGAACGCAUCCUAUUAGGCCAUUUUUCCUGCUUGCUUUUAUUGUGAAAAGGUCUCUCAGGAUCUUAAGUGCUGCAGCCAAUGACAUCUGUUUUCCAUACUGCUCCUGAAUAAAUGUGUUCAUUGUGUCAUUAAUAUCACGUCUUUGAGGGUUUAACUUGAACCACUUCACUGAUUAAAGAAGGUAGUUCAUUCAUUAUUGUAAUAGG